Filobasidium floriforme is the source of this 2260-nucleotide messenger RNA. RefSeq names its product alpha/beta-hydrolase. The transcript has 13 exons. Gene Ontology annotation, biological process: proteolysis. The coding region runs from base 83 to 2104 and encodes 673 amino acids. The record is from RefSeq and is a predicted model, not a curated record. Gene Ontology annotation, molecular function: serine-type peptidase activity. Lineage: Eukaryota; Fungi; Basidiomycota; Tremellomycetes; Filobasidiales; Filobasidiaceae.
GCUACCAGUCACACGCUCAGUCAUCAUACCAUCUCCUUUGAACCCCGUAGUCACCCUCAUUUGACAACCGCAGACAUCGAUCAUGGUAGAAACUCGCCCCUACGGAACCUGGGACUCUCCCUUGCAAGUCGACGAGAUCUACAAGGCCUCAUCCACUCUUGCCGAGCUGUACGUCGACGAUACCACCCAGGAGAUCUACCACGUUGAAUCUCGAGCUUCCGAAGGCGGCCGCUCGGUCCUCUGUAAAUCCCUAUCCCCCUCCAAAGAUCUCAUCGGACCCUCCUCUAACGCUCGGACCCGGGUACACGAAUACGGCGGGAGCGCGGCCACGUUGAGGCAUGGAUGGGCUUAUUAUUCGGAUUUUGUGGAUGGGAGGGUCUUUAGGGUCAAGGUCGGGGAGGAUGUGGAGAGUGUCAAAGCCGUUACCCCGGAAUCCAGCGUCUACCGUUACGCCGACUUUGCGGUUCACCCGCAAAACCCCAACCUCGUCCUUGCCAUCAGGGAAGACCAUACCAUCGAUAAACCUAGCAAGGUCGUCAACACGCUUGUCGUCAUCAACGCCGCCAACGAGGAGGUCACGGUCGUCGUCGAGGGGAACGACUUUUACGCUAGCCCUCGAUGGAAUCACGAUGGUACCAAGGCCGCUUGGAUCGAAUGGUCUCACCCGGACAUGCCAUGGGAAGGCGCGACGCUCUACUAUGCCUCCUUCAAGCUCGAAAACGAACCCAAGUUGACCCGCUCUGUGGAGGUAGCUGGGAAACACAACACCGUCAGCGUUACUCAGCCUCUCUGGGGUUUGGGCGAGAGCAAGGACAAGCUGUUCUUCGCUUCCGAUGAGACCGGGUACCAGAACAUCUGGGUGGUCGACACCGCCCAGGAAGGUGCCGAAGCGCGCUUGGCCAUGAAACAGCUCGACAAGGACUUUACCACACCCAUGUGGUCCCUCGGCACGUGCGACUAUGCUCUUUUGGAUGGGAAGACUGGCCUGGUCGCACCUCUGAACGACCGACCUACUUUGUCCCACUUCGACCUCCGAUCUGGCAAGAUCGUUCCUAUAGCCGGAGGGGAAGUCUAUGGCAAGAUCGACCAACUCAAACGACUGAGCGAUACCCAAGCCGUGUUCAUCGGGAGCAAGUCGGACGCUCCGGCCACAUUGGUCAUCGUCACGUUGGGGUCUUCCGCCGGUCAAGCCGAUUUCAGCGAGGUUCAGACGACCAAGCCGGAACAUCUCAAGAAACCCGUCGACCCUGCUUAUGCCAGUCGACCAGAGACUUACACCCUGAGAGUCCCUUGGAACGAGAACGCAAAGCGACCCGAGGGGAUGAGCGAGGAUACGAAAGAGGUGGAUCUGCAUGUGAUACUCUUUCCGCCUACGAACCCCAAGUUCAAGGCUCCCGAGGGGACCCGACCGCCUUGUCUCGUCGGGGUUCACGGAGGGCCUACGUCGCAAGCGUUCCCUGUUCACAACACAUUCUAUCAGUAUUUCACCAGCAGGGGAUUUGCCGUUCUCGAUGUCAACUAUGGAGGUUCUUCUGGGUACGGUCGUCAGUACAUGCAACGUCUUUCCAGCAACUGGGGCAUAGUCGACGUCCACGAUACUGUCCACGCCGUCAGUAAGCUCGCAGAAAUGGGCAAGAUCGACGGAGAAAAGGUCGGGAUCCGGGGAGGAUCCGCAGGCGGGUUUACCACGCUAGCUUGUUUGACGGACAGCCGGGUGUUCAGUAUUGGGAUCUCGUUGUAUGGAGUUUCGGAUAUCAAGCUCCUGGUCGCUGAUACUCACAAGUUCGAAUCCCAAUACAUGUUCAAGCUUGUUGGUGGGACACCGGAACAGGUCCCUCAGGUGUACCAUGAUCGAUCGCCAUUGUACAAGGCAGCAAACAUCCGGGCGGCGACAUUGAUCCUUCAGGGCAACGAUGACAAGAUCGUACCUCCUUCUCAAGCCCACGAGAUCAUCAAGAGGAUCGAAGAGGGAGGUCACGGUCAGGUAGAAUCGGUCUUUUACGACGGUGAAGGGCAUGGUUUCCGCAAGCUCGAGAACCUCAAGGAUAGUCUCAUCCGGACCGAAGCCUUCCUCAAGAAGACGUUCGGUUUGUCGGAAGAGUAGAGUCUUCCCUUUACACUAUGAUCGGAGGGAUUAUGUGUUUUGUAUGAGAUCUUGAAUAGGUAUAGCCAGUGCAUUACGUGGCUGAGUAGCGGGAGUUUUCUGUCUCUGAAGAUGAAUCCAUUUGAAUGAGGGCUGUGGUCCCGCCUAUCUUCAAAG